AUGGCUGCGAUCGAGUUGAAUGGUCUUCCCCUUGACGAGUCCCAGAAGACUUACGGGCUCGACAAGCACGAUUCGUGUUACGAAGGUGUUGAAGUCUUCCAAGCUAACGCUUUUCAAGUUUACAGAUGCCCCGGAUACUCCAUACCAGGGAGCGAGAAGAAAAAACGAUGCAAGGCUUUCAUCUGGUUCGAGCACGAAGGCAUCUUGCGUCCGCUCAUCCCCACAGCUCUUCGUCCCCGACGAUGGCUGGGUAACAAGCGUUCCGAGAAACAGUCGACACUUGAUGGAUGGCUAACUAAGACUGGGAAGAGUGCCCAGAGGCUGCGUGGAAAGGAUUAUAACAAACCCGAUGGUAUCGGAGGGCAUCUCGCAGGGACCGGAGCCCAUGUGGCGGCGCGGGAUGGAUAUCCCGCAGCCGGUGGCAGCUCAGCCCAGAUAGAGUCUGCCUCGUCUAGAGACGAGCAAUCGAAAGAUUCCUCCCAUAUUCCUCGCCUUUGA
Messenger RNA from Colletotrichum godetiae, 498 nucleotides. RefSeq lists its product as uncharacterized. Bases 1 to 498 code for a protein of 165 amino acids. Lineage: Eukaryota; Fungi; Ascomycota; Sordariomycetes; Glomerellales; Glomerellaceae. The record is from RefSeq and is a predicted model, not a curated record. The transcript has 2 exons.